This is a messenger RNA of Manihot esculenta (cassava), 1401 nucleotides long. Its product is annotated as binding partner of ACD11 1. The transcript is spliced from 8 exons. Gene Ontology annotation, molecular function: RNA binding. Bases 155 to 964 code for a protein of 269 amino acids. The record is from RefSeq and is a predicted model, not a curated record. Lineage: Eukaryota; Viridiplantae; Streptophyta; Magnoliopsida; Malpighiales; Euphorbiaceae.
GAAUUUCCCAGGGGCAUUUACUCCAACUACAUUCUCUGCUCUGUUCUUCUGUCAGGUUGUCUUUUAAUACAUUAAAGUUUAUCCUCCUCUCUCUCUUUCUCUCUCUAAGCUUCGCAAAAGAUAAUAAUCAUCUCCUUUGCAAGAGGAGCUCACAAUGCAGACGAGAACGGUUCAAGUGAAGCAUGUAUCAGAUCUAGCAAGUGAGAGAGAGAUUCACGAGUUUUUCUCUUUCUCUGGUGAAAUCGAGCACAUUGAGAUCAUACGUGAAAAUGGGCAAUCAAAAACAGCAUUUGUUACAUUCAAAGAUCCUAAAGCGCUUGAAAUUGCUUUGCUGUUAUCGGGAGCAACUAUUGUUGACCAGAUAGUGAGUAUAACUCCUGCAGAAAAUUAUGUGCCAAAUCAGGAGACACUGGAAGUAAGAAGGGCAGACACUUCUGUAUCUGCUGUUCCUGCUGAAAGUUCUCCAUCAAAUGUUGAGGCUAAAACUAGCCCCCCUAGCAAUGGAAAUAUUUACAUCAGUAGAGCGCAAGAAGUGGUUUCAACUGUGCUGGCAAAAGGUUCAGCUUUUCGCCAAGAUGCAGUGAAUAAGGCCAAGGCAUUUGAUGAAAAACAUCGCUUGACUGCUAGUGCAUCUGCCAAGGUAGUUUCUUUUGAUCAGAGAGUUGGGCUCACGGAGAAAUUGACAGUUGGCAUUUCAGCAGUCAAUGAGAAAGUGAAGUCUGUGGACCAAAGGCUUCAUGUUUCAGAUAAAACCAUGGCAGCAAUAUUUGCAGCGGAGAGGAAGAUAAAUGACACAGGAUCAGCUGUCAAAUCAAGCAGAUAUGUGAUAGCUGGAGCAGCUUGGCUAAACGGUGCCUUUAGUAAGGUGGCAAGGGUAGGUCAGGUUGCUGGUACAAAAACCAGGGAGAAAUUCAAUUUGGCUGUUUCAAACUUAACUGCGAAGGAAUCUCCAAUUGCUGUGUAAGCAACAAAUUGAUGUCACUAUAAGCUGCUUCUCGAGAUCUUUUGUGACAAAUGCAUUGAACAUCUACGUUUCUCCAAUCGUUUACUUCGGGGGAGCAAAAUGUAGAGAUUGGAGAUUCAGGCUUGCUGAAGGAGGAUGAGAAGAAAAUCUGUGCAAUUUUCCCUUUAUGUGCAUCUUCACCUUUGGCUUGGCGUGUCGAUUGUCAUGGACAAUAUAAUUCUAUUUUUCAUAUUCUUUGAUUUCCAAGGUAAUAUGCCUUUGGCUUCAUCGUUAUUUUGUUUUUGUAACAAAGAUUAAAGAGAAAAAAGAAAAAACGUUGCCAUAGAAUGCCACCAUUUCUGAGCAUCAGAACUUUGGAUUUCUCUUUUCUUUUCUUGUUUGUAUAAAAGCGAUGCAUUUGAUAUUUCUGACAAAUGAAUUUAGGAAACUUUUAUCAA